Molecule: messenger RNA, 829 nt
Organism: Prunus mume (Japanese apricot)
Lineage: Eukaryota; Viridiplantae; Streptophyta; Magnoliopsida; Rosales; Rosaceae
Source: RefSeq, a predicted model, not a curated record
UUCAGCUUCAUUGUCAAGGCUGUUCUUUGAAAUUGGAUAGUGUGGGAGAUUUCACGUCCAAGCUAAACAUGAAAGUACAAGUUGAGGGUGGCUCUGUGAUAAAAGACGUAAUUGUGCCCAAAGAUUUCGGAACCAAAGAUUGCAACUCACCUGUUGAAAGUUGCUCUGGUGUUCCUCAGUUACAGAUUGAAAAUGACAAAAGCGAUUACCAACAAGAUACUUGAGUAGAGCAGAAUAAUUUGAAGAGUGAUAAGUUGAGAUAUUGGUGUCAUAUGAGAGUACCAGGAUACUAAUCCCGGAUCUUGUUUGAAUGGAACCUUGCUUGCAAACAACAUUUCCUGCAAGGUAUUUGGGGAAAUUGUUCAUGAGGUUGGUUUAGAUGACUGUGAUGCCUGUGGAAUUGAAUCAAAGAGUUCCGAAGUAGCAGCAGCAAUGCAUGAUGGCAAUCUUUGGUUCCGGUAUGCAUUCCUUAGGAACAAAUGCAUACCGGUUCUCCAUUUCCUGGGCUAGAAUUCUACCUGAUGGGAUGCUCGGCUCAGUCAAGCCAAGAGGGAUCAUCUUUUAUAAUAAACUUAUAGACCAUCUUCUAAGCAAAGGAAUAGAGCCAUUUGUGACACUUCACCACAAUGACCUGCCCCAAGUACUAGAACAAAGAGACGGGGGUUGGCUCAGUCCGCUAUUAAGGGAAGAGUUUGCACCUUUUGCCUCCAUAUGCUUUGAGAGGAAAAGGCUGACUACUUAAAAAUGGAAGUUGUAUGAAUAAUAAGCUGAGCAAUCGAGCUGGUUCUGUGGAGUCUUAUUAAUCUGGUCUUGAUUAAGGCCGAAAGGC